AUGGCCUCCAGCAGCAACAGCCUGGGCCUCAGAGACAAGUACCGACAAGCAUCUGAGUGGGACUUUCCUUUAGAGAAGGCCACGAGGUUCUUCUGUGAAAGGCCUCGUUUGUCCUCAGAGCAGGGUAAUUUAGUGUUCCAUGCUGGCUCCAGCAAAAAUAUUGAAUUUAGAACUGGACCACUGGGAAAAAUAAAAAUUAAUGAUGACGACCUUGCAGAACUUUUUAGUCAGGUGAGAGAAAAUAAUGCAGAGAUUCAAGAACUUAAAAAAGCCAAUGGUGCCUCUCAGAAUGUGUCCCAGCAUGUUGCUCUGCUGACCUCCAAGAUUGUGAGUCUUGACAACAAACUUCAAAGCUUAGAGCAGGCUAUCCAGAGGAAAGCCUGCAGUAGCAACCCCUGUGAAAACGCAGGGACCUGUGUAAACUUGCUGGAUGGUUUCUUUUGCCUCUGUCCCAGCAACUGGCAGGGCCUCCUGUGUUCAGUGGAUGUUAAUGAAUGCCAGAUUUAUGCUGGAACAGCAUUAGGCUGCCAGAAUAGAGCCACUUGUGUGAACACACCAGGCAGCUACAGCUGCUCCUGUACUCCAGAAACCUAUGGGCCUCACUGUGCCUCGAAGUUUGAUGACUGCCAGGGAGGAUCCGAGACACUCUGUGGGCAUGGCAUCUGCAUAGAUGCAGACAGGGAUCAGCCCAACAAGCCUAAGUACCGCUGUAUCUGUGACCCUGGCUGGAUGUCCCCUCCUGGCAGCCCUGCCUGCAGUGCUGAUAUAGAUGAAUGCAGCCUCCCUAACCGUCCGUGUUCACAGAAUCCGCUUGUGCAGUGCUACAACACACCAGGCUCCUACUCGUGUGGUCCCUGCCCCACAGGCUGGCAAGGAAAUGGCUACAGUUGCCAAGACAUUGAUGAAUGUGAAAAUAAUAAUGGAGGCUGCUCAACAGCGCCAAUGGUUCGAUGUGUCAACACAAUGGGAUCAUUCCACUGUGGGCUCUGUCCACCAGGUUAUGAGGGAGAUGGACAAACAUGUACUCAGGUUGAUAUCUGCUCAAUAAAUAAUGGAGGGUGCCAUCCUCUGGCUACUUGUACUGCAGCUCCAGGGCCAAUGCCGUUUUGUUCCUGCACAUCGGGGUACUCUGGAAGUGGCUAUGGGCCGAACGGGUGCUCUCCUCUCACUGAUAUCUGUCAGCUGCAAAAUCCUUGUGCAAAUGGGCAGUGCUUGGCAAUGAUCUCUGGAUAUUUCUGCCUGUGUAAUGUGGGCUGGACAGGCCAUAACUGUACAGAGAACAUUGACGAAUGCAUUAGCAACCCGUGCCAGAAUGGGGGGAGCUGCACUGAUGAGGUCAACGGCUACUCCUGCGAGUGCACCAGUGCCUGGACAGGACCACAGUGCCAGACUGCCCAGCAAGUUUGUGGAGGAUAUCUCUCAGGGUCCAAUGGGACUUUCAGUUACCCGAACAACCCAAACAGCCAGCAGUACAACAAUGGGGUCAGCUGCGCUUGGGUUAUUCAAACUAAUCCCAACAAGAUCCUGCGUAUUGUUUUCCCAUUCUUCCAACUGGAGUCGAGUAACGACUGUAACUCUGACUUUCUUCAAAUCCAUGAUGGGCCUUCAGCUUCAAUGCAUAUGCUGGGAAAAUACUGUGGCUCCUCACCUCCUGCAGAGCUUUUCAGUUCCCACAACUCCCUGUAUUUUUGGUUCUUCUCAAACCACAUCAUUACGGCUGGAGGUUUUGCUGUUCGGUGGGAAUCUCGGGAUCCUGAAUGUGGUGGUGAGCUGAUGGGUACUUACGGCUCGAUAAGCUCUCCAGGAUACCCUGGUAACUAUCCUGUAAACAGAGACUGUUUCUGGACCAUCUCAACCAGUCCUGGCCGCCUCAUCACAUUUGCUUUUGGCACACUAAGCCUAGAACACCAUGAAAAUUGCAGUUAUGACCAUUUAGAGAUUCGAGAUGGUGGUCUUCCACAAGACCCUGUCCUUGGUAAAUACUGUAGCACUGGAUCUCCACCCCCACUCCAAACCACUGGUCCGUAUGCAUGGAUUCACUUUCACUCUGAUGAUUUAGUUACUGAUAAAGGCUUCCACAUCAUCUAUACAACGUCUCCUGCAGAUCCAAGUUGUGGAGGAAACUACAUGGAUAGUGAAGGGGUUAUCACAUCCCCUUUUUGGCCUAACCCUUAUAUCAGCAAUCGACAAUGUAUCUACAUUAUCAGACAGCCAGAGGAUGAAAAAAUAUACCUCAACUUCACCCACAUGGAGCUGGAGAGUCACGCUGGUUGCUCAUCAAAUUAUAUUGAGGUUCGUGAUGGUGACAGUGAGAUGUGCUCCCUCAUUAGAAAAUUCUGUCAUAGUACACUCAUGUCUCCAAUCACUUCCACCAGCAGCAGUCUCUGGAUCAAGUUCAAAUCUGAUGCUUCUGCACAAAGGGCUAGCUUCAGGGCCAUUUAUCAAGUUGCCUGUGGAGGCCCCUUGUCUGGAGCAGGCACUAUCCAUUCACCUUACUAUCCCAGUAUGUCCCCUCACCCAAAGACCUGCGAGUGGAUCAUUUCCCAACCAGCUAGCAAAGUGGUGAUUCUUAAUUUUAUCAGCUUUGACAUCCGAAAUGCAACCACUUGUGACUCCGACUACGUUGAGGUCAGAGAUGGUAACAACACAGACUCUCCUCUUUUGGGGAAAUACUGUGGUACAGCUGUACCAUCUAGAGUGCAAUCUACACGGAACAAUCUCUAUAUCAAAUUCAGAGCUGCUUCUCUUACCAACCUUGGCUUCAGAGCUGAGUACUGGCCAUCAGAUACAGUAUGUGGAGAGACUCUCACUGGACCAGAAGGAACCAUCACAAGUCCUAGCAAUCCAGAUGUCUACCCACAUGGUAUUAACUGUACCUGGAUUAUCAAUGUUCAACCCGGCUACCUUAUCCGUCUGACAUUCACUUCAUUUAACUUGGCAUUCGAUUAUAGUUGCAGAAAGGAUUAUCUAGAAAUAUAUGACAAUAGCACUGUGCAAACACUGGGAAGGUACUGUGGAAGAUCAGUUCCACCAUCUUUCACUAGUGGUGGCAACAUGAUGAUGUUGCACUUUGUGACCGAUCACAGCAUUGCAUCUCAGAGCUUCUCAGCUAAUUAUACCUCCCUGAAUGCAUCAAAAGUGUGCUCACACAACUACAAUGCUGAAACUGGUGUGCUAACAUCUCCAAACUAUCCCGAUAACUACCCUGUCCAGACAGAGUGCAUAUACACCAUCACAGUGGGAAUAAACAGACAGAUUGUGCUGCGCUUCACCAACUUCACCUUGGAAGGGAAUAAACGCUGUACAGAGGAUCAUGUAGAAAUCAG
Leptosomus discolor (cuckoo roller) is the source of this 3326-nucleotide messenger RNA. The record is from RefSeq and is a predicted model, not a curated record. NCBI's taxonomy places the organism in Eukaryota, Metazoa, Chordata, Aves, Leptosomiformes, Leptosomidae.